Molecule: messenger RNA, 1349 nt
Organism: Polyodon spathula (Mississippi paddlefish)
Lineage: Eukaryota; Metazoa; Chordata; Actinopteri; Acipenseriformes; Polyodontidae
Product: spindle and kinetochore-associated protein 3-like
Exons: 7
Coding region: 42-1205 (387 amino acids)
Biological process (GO): chromosome segregation; mitotic cell cycle
Cellular component (GO): outer kinetochore; spindle microtubule
Source: RefSeq, a predicted model, not a curated record
UUCGUGUUCCGCCAUAUAACGAGUAUAAAAGGGCUACUGUAAUGGCAUUAUGGUGCAAAUGGGAGCCACGACCCUACCGCGUUCUAACCGAUUCCGCACCCAUAACGAGACGAGCUCUGUCUAGAAUGGACAUAUCAGGAAAUUUCUUCAGAAGACUACGAAAUGUAGCCACCUUCUUGGAGACAGAAACCAAGACUCUUAAAAAAGCUCACGAGAACAGCAGCAGUGAUGAUUACAAAGAAGAGGGAGCUAUGCAAGUUUUACAUGAAUUGCAUUCAGAAGUCCAGGCUAUAAAAGGACAGGUUAAAACACAGGUGAUUAGCAAUCAGUCUGUGGAAAACAAUGCAAGUGAUUUUCUUAGAUCAUGUUGUGUACUAAAACAAAGAAACACAGCAAACCUUGAAAAAAUCAAAGAAUAUUUCCAAAAGUAUGGAUACAAACCACUGGCUGGGAAAACUACAGCAGUGGAGAUAGCUACAAAUAGUAAUGAUGAAGAAUGUAUGGAAGACCAGGAGAACAGUGGGAGUGAGGAAGAGGAGGAGGACAAGGAGAGAACAUCAGAAAGUCUGCCUUGUGCCACACCUGCAGAGAAGCCUCCUGCACCCCAGGACCCAAUGCGCACCCCACGGCUCUCUGACUUUGGCCUCUCGCACUAUCGAUUCCAAAACACUUGGGAAGUAGUAAAGGAGAAGCCGGAACAACCAGCAGUAACACAGGACUCUGUGGGCCAGGGGGACUUGAGGGCCCCAACAUUUACAGAAUCGUUUCCUGUCUUACCCAAAACGCCCAAGUGUAUGUUGGAGUUGGACAAUGAGGCCUUCACUCCUAAAAUGGAAGAUUUUGGGAUCAAUGAAUACACCAUGUGUCUCAAUGAUGACUUUACCAUAGCCCUCAUCAACAAGAACAAACCCACAAAGCCCAAGAGUUUGGUUGGAGUUACUGGAAGCCAAACAAAUACUGGGAUGAAUGAGACCCACAGUAAGCCUACUGAGCCGACUUUUAGACAGCAUUUGGCAGCAAACGAUAUGACGAACUCGCCCGUUCCUCCAGUGUUUUGUACACCUGGAAUAAAAAUUUACAAAAAUAAAUUACCUACUUUGCCAAAAAGCCCUGAAAUCACAGUUCAAAAGGCAAGUGAUUCUACUCCUGAGAUCCCAACCUUUGAGACACCUUAUUUGAAGAAGCUGGUUCAUGUAAGUCUUUAGUUUAAAUGUCAUUCCAUGUGAAAUCAACACAGGUCAAUACUUCUUCAGAAUUACAUACCAGUCAGUGUACAUGUUGAUGGUGUUUGUGAACUUAUAUAUUACUAUGAAACACUCAAUAGUACUGAAUUAAGAAAUACAAAAAUA